Messenger RNA from Zymoseptoria tritici IPO323, 4779 nucleotides. RefSeq lists its product as uncharacterized. Bases 1 to 4779 code for a protein of 1592 amino acids. Gene Ontology annotation, cellular component: Lid2 complex. The record is from RefSeq and is a predicted model, not a curated record. The transcript has 4 exons. Gene Ontology annotation, biological process: histone catabolic process. Lineage: Eukaryota; Fungi; Ascomycota; Dothideomycetes; Mycosphaerellales; Mycosphaerellaceae. Gene Ontology annotation, molecular function: ubiquitin-protein transferase activity; chromatin binding.
AUGGAUGCGACAUACGGCACGCGGUCGCGCAACCGGACGAAUAAUCGGCCAAACUAUGCCGAGGAUCAAGAAAUGGAUUUCGAAAUGUCAUCUACUGGCGCGUCAAGGAAAAAGGUCGCCGCUGAUGCGUCUGCAAAUGGCACUCCCGACAGUCGAAACGAAACUGCCACAUCAUCAUCAGCGACCGCCGCAUCAAUUCACGCAGCCAGCAGUAACAGCAAAGUCCCGGCUUCUGGCGGCGCCAAGGAUCCAACCCCAGCUACCUCCAGCAGGAAGCGCAAGGCUGCUGGCGCUCCCGCUUCAAACCUGAACACGCCUGUAUCAUCCACGCCACCGCCUUCCGGCGCACGCAAGACCGCGUCGACGAUUGUGCCGCCGCCGUCGUCGUCGUCUUCUCACACAAUGGCGCGCGAAACAAAUAUCAUGACAUUCUCUAAAUGUCGAAGCAGCCUGAACAAAAAGGACGAGUUGGUAUCUGAUGAUGGCCAGAAGUUGUCUGUCAAUGAUCAUGUAUAUCUUGUCUGCGAGCCUCCCGGCGACCCAUACUACCUCUGCCGGAUCAUGGAAUUCCUGCACGUCGAUACAGACAAUCCCAAUUCUCCCGUUGAUGCGAUCCGCGUAAAUUGGUACUACCGUCCGCGCGAUGUACAAAGAUUCAGCAGCGACACACGAUUGGUCUUCGGCACCAUGCACUCCGACAUCUGUCCACUCACAUCCCUACGAGGCAAAUGCACCAUUAAGCAUCGAUCGGAAAUCGAAGACAUCGAAGCCUACCGCAAGGAGCCGGAUUCUUUCUUCUUUGUUCAGGUCUUUGACCGUUUCAUCCGUCGAUCAUACGAAUGCAUACCUGUCGAACAGAUUAUCAACGUUCCGGAGAAAGUCAAGAAGGCACUGGACGAGCGCUGGAAAUUUGUCGUUGUUGAGAUCGGGCGCGUCAAGGAGCUUACCAGUGCUGCCAAGACGUGCAAGCGAUGCGCGCGGUAUUGCGCAUCCAGCGACUCUGUGGAUUGCGCAAUCUGCAAAAACGCAUAUCACAUGAAUUGCGUACAGCCACCGCUGCCAAAGAAGCCGUCUCGCGGAUUCGCGUGGGCCUGUGGGCCAUGCAGUCGAGCUUCGGAGCAGAAAUUGGAGGCACACAGUACUCCAGCCGGCACAGAUGUUGAGGAAGAAGGUGAAGAGGUCGUCGAGGAGGAGGUUCCGGCAGCCUCCAACGACACCACCCGCGCGCCGAGUCCAAGCGGAUCGGACAUGGUUGUUGAUGAUCAUCCGGCGACCCAAGCCGAGAUUGCACUGGCGAAGAUGUGGCCUAUGAGAUAUCUUGGAGUCCACGCCAGGGUAGAGGAUGCUUUACAAUACGAUGACCGCGCGAUCUACCCUCGAGCAAGCUCUCGACUCGGACCUCGCCAUCAAGCCAAUACGAACAUGUGGCACGGGCGUCCUGUAGAGCUGGUCAAGCCGGCAGAAAUCAAGAAACGCUACAACAAGACCAGUGCGCAAAAGACGCAGGGCAAGCUCACGAAGGAGACGGUCGCAGCGAUCGAGGCCGACCGGGAGGAGAAAUCGAAGCGGCCAAAAUGGGUCCAGGAUGAGCCGCCUGGCUACGUGGCGCGAGGAGAAGACUACGAUGCCAAGGAUCCUCGAUGCACCGCCAAGUUGAUGUUCAAGAUGCCCUCCAUCGAUGAAGCUGUGGAGAAAGAACCAGCGAAGCUCCAAGAAGCGACCGAUCGCAACGACAAGUUCGUGGACGAUUACAUCAAUCGUGCCAAGGGCCUGGCACGACAGGUCGGAGUGCCACCGUUCGGGACGAACUUUCUGGAUAAAGCGUUCGAGCUUCUCGUGCGGAACAAGUACAGCCAGGAUGCAGCUCUGAAACAGCUGCAGAAAGUCGACCGCGUCAAGGACCUGCACGAGCCUGUACUCAGCAAGGCGGAUCUGCAAAAGUUUGAAGAAGGUGUGGCCAAGUACGGCUCGGAGCAUCGAUUGAUUCGACUGCACAUGAAGACAGAUUUGCCGAACGCCGACAUUGUACGAUUUUACUACCUAUGGAAGAAGACGCCCAAGGGUCGUGAAAUUUGGGGCAACUAUGGAGGUCGCAAGAAGCGCAAGAUGGACAACGAUGCAGGGGCCAGAUUGCAAGCGGAGGUGGCAAAUGAUGCAGACGACUCAGCGUUUGACAAGGAGAAAGCAGCAAGGAAGAAUCGCGGAUUCCAGUGCAAGUUCUGCAGCAACACUCACUCGCGGCAGUGGAGGAGGGCUCCAGGAGUCUCACCUGGCCAGACUGCGCCCGCAGAUACAAAGGGCAGUAACAAAGACAGCAAGAAAGACCGACCUCUCCUUGCGCUCUGCCUGCGGUGCUGUGGCCUUUGGCGCAAGUAUGCCAUUCAGUGGGAAGAGCUUGACGAGGCAUCGAAGCGAGCGGCAUUGGGAGGCGGUCGUGGUCUGAAGCGCAAGCUCGACAACGAGCUGAUUCAAGCGAUCAUCACUGAUUCCGCAGAGAAGGCGAACCCUCUUCCUCCGCCGCCCGAGACUUUACCGUCGAUUGAGAACGGAGAGCCACCCAAGAAGAAGGCGAAGAACCAGGAAGUUCAACCUGUGGAGCCACCCAAGAAGAAAGAGAAGCCUCCUCCACCCCCGAAGGAGCCGACGCCUCCGCCUCCUCCCAUCAUUCCUGCUCAGCCGACCUGGAAGGAAUUGCCUUGUGCGAUCUGCAGAGGGUUCAACGACACCGUUGCUUGCUCUCACUGCAAAUUGACCGUGCAUCGACGAUGCUUUGGACUUGCUGAGAAUGAAGGUAUCAGACCUGAUGGUGGCUUCAAAUGGGUGUGCGAACAAUGCCAGAACGAUCGUAACCCGGCAGUGUCCACCGACUACUCGUGCUGUCUAUGCUUGACGGAAGAGACAUUGGUCGACCUUGUUGAGCCUCCGCGUGUGUCUCACAAGAAGAAGACCGAUCGCGAGAGGGAGAAGGAGCGCUUGGAGAAGGAACUCGCCGACAACAUGCGAAUCGAGUACCGCAACAAACAGCUCAACCUCAACCGCUCCCCGAUUCCACGAGAACCGCUGAAGCGGACGACGGGCAAUAAUUGGGUGCACGUCUACUGCGCAGUGUGGGCGCCUGAGAUCCGUUUCAGCGAUGCGAAGGCUCUAGAGGUGGCCGAAGGCUUCCCACUCAUCCCGCAAGCUCGCUUCGAGGCGGUCUGCAAGCUUUGUAAGAACAAGGACCACCAGAAUCGGACCCGAGACAAUGCCGGAGCAUGUAUCAGCUGCCUUCAAUGCAGCGCAUACUUCCACGCUUCUUGUGCGUUCGAAGCUGGGUACACUUUCGGAUUCGAUGUCACUCCCGUAAAAGGGUCGCGCAAAGACCAGGUCAUUACCGCGACCCUCGGGCAGGAGACUGGAGCAGUCACUGCUGUAGUCCUCUGCAAGGAGCACGUCACGAAGACUGAGCUGCACCCAAUCAACGAGAUCGAGGACGAGCAAGGCACAACAGCGUUGCAAGUCUUUGUGGAGAAGUACAAGCAGGCUGAUCUGACUUUGACCGGAACCGUGCGCAAAGCAAAUAUGGCUCAGCUCACCAAGGACAAGAGCCAACUAUCAGUGCUGGCUGCCCAGAACAGCACUCGAAGGGAGUCCGGUGCCCAGAGUAUUGCCGCAGCUGUUAAACGCGGCUCCAGAAAUUCGACCGUCGGAGACACGAAGACCGAAGCCGAAGACGAAGCCUCGAGCAUCGGAGACGUACCGGCGCCUGAGCGUCGUUGUGUCAAGUGCGAUAUCGAUGUGACCCCGAAGUGGCACCUCGUUCCCAAGGACACACCAGCUCGGGAGUCAGCUCAGGCAAUAUCUAGCAUUCUGAAUGGAACCUCGGACCCCGACAAGCCUACAGAUCGACCCGCUCAGAACACGAGCGCAGAGCUCGCGCGACCGGCAGACGUUUCAAACCCACCUAUUGGAGUACCUGAGGCCAACAAAGCGCACAAGGUGGAGCCGCGUUCCAUCGAGGAGCAAUUCCGCGUCUGGGAUGUGCCUCCACCACGACCUCCGCCAGCGCCCUCGCCGCUUCCGGGACAGAUGAAUGGCAUGUCCCAUCCUCUCUUUGGAGGACCCCCGGGACCACCAAAUUAUCCUCCUGCUCCGCACUAUGGACCAAGCGCCUAUCAGUCUCACCCGCCCCAUGGACCACCUCCACCGAUGCACGAGCGGCACAACAGCAACAAUUACGGCUUCCAGCAGCAGCCACCGCCACAUCAGGGGUCCUAUCCGCCUCAAGGCUCGCCUAAUAUGCCAGCAUACCCAACAACGCAGCAGAGGCAUGCUCACAUGAAUGGCUACCCACCAAAUGGGCCACCAAUGUCUAACGGCAUGCCAUCCUCUCACAAUUCUCAGCCUCCUCCCAUGCACUCCCCAGGUGGCUAUUCACAGCAUCCGCCCCAUCCUCAUCAUCAACCCUCGCCGUACAGCGACUUCCAACUGCAUCGGCCUCCGCCGCCUCCUAUGCAUGGUUCAAUGUACGGUCGGUCCGAGUCGAUGGACGGUCCGCCACCGCUGCCACGACAACAUCAACAUCAGCAGCAGCAGCAGCAGGCACCGCAGCCACCUCCACCAGCUCAGCAGCAGCAUGCUCCACCGCCGCCGAAUCCAAUGAUCGAUCCGCAACUCAUGGGACCAGACCCUCCGACAACGCCUCGAGGUGGACAACCUCCGCCUGCUACAGCGCCGCCGAAUGGUACGAAUGUGUCUGGCGCAAGUGCGAGCCCGAAUUUGAUGAACCUCAUUCACUGA